ACUUUCUCCCAGCUAUUCAUGAAAACAGCUGAUUUUCCGCACGUAUACUGCGGCUUAUUUUCUUCAGGUAUUUCUGGUGAUGAGAGAAAGGAAAUUAUUGGAUAUCGUGCCGUUAUUGGUUGCUUCGCGUCGUUAUUAUUCUUCAACAUUAAACCGCGCGUCUUUUAUACGAACGCAAGUGUUGAUAAUCGACAUCAACGGUAAAAAUCAUGAACAAAACUGGAAGACUGAUGUUCCGGAUUCAUGUAGCUACCAGUAAUCUUAGAAAUUCGUUACCAAAUAGAACCAGGUUUUUGUACACCUCGAAUACUUCGUUCUCUUACGCUUCGUACUCAAAAGAUUACAGAUCGAAUCAGCAGCCGUCGAUUAGAGCCAGCGAUAGCGAUGCGGUUUUACAGGCCUUAGCCACGGUGCAAACAACAGAAGAACUGUUUGAAAUUGUUAGCAAAUAUCGUCCGCUGUUGAAAAUUGAACACUCGUUAGCAGCUUUCAAGAUAUUGGCUUCUAAGCAGAGGCAGGAGAGCAAAGUUGAUUCGACAAUUGCAAAGAAGGCCGAAUUUCUUGAGCUUUGUAAAGUUCUGUUAAAUGAUAUCAAAUCCUUGAAUGUAAACGACGCUGUAUACAUUUUGAAGACUCUUACAUACAUUGACAUUUUAAACACCAGCUUGAUAUCUCAAUCUCUGCUUCAAGUAAUCAGACAAUCCCUGAAUGAUCUUUCCUUUAAUCGUCUGGUGGAACUUGAAUAUCAAUUGGAGCAUUUCGAGAGCAGUCCAUUGUCAAAUGCUCUUAAGAUCGCGGUGCCAUUAUUGUGUGAAAUUCGACUGCAGAAUAAUAUGUUUGAUAAAGAGGAUAUUGGUGAUUUGACAUACGCGCUUGCAUUUUUACGCAACAAAUCUGAUCAUCAUGAAGUGAUAGAAAAUGUUGUCGGUUGCAUACGCAAAAUACCACAGGACAUGACGAAUUCAUAUGCAAUUAAAAUAUUCACGUAUAUGUGCGAUCUCCGGUAUUUUCCACCUGGAUAUGAAGAACUAGUUCAAAAUGUACAACAAUUUCUCGUAAAGCAUAUGAGCUGCGUUCGGAUUCAUCAUAUUAAAAUUAUUCUCAGCAAAAUGUAUAAACAAGUGGUAUUUCAUGAGAAUAAGAUUUUUUAUAAUGAGGAGCUUAUAGACGCUUGCGGAAGAGCUGUUAUUGCCAGAAAUAUCGAGUUUGAAGAAGGAGUUAGCAUACUCAAAGUAAUGUCCAAUAUGGGCCAUGCACAAAUCCGAUUAAUCGAUUAUCUUGCUGUUGAAUGCUUUCAAAACCCUGAUGUUUUGAUCAAAUGUAGCGAAAUUUCUAUCCAGGCUUUGGUUAUAUCCCUGGCUAUUGCAGAUUACAAGCCUAUCUUUUGGGAGAGAAUGCAAGAAAUCGUAUUAAAGAUUCUGGACAAUAAUCAGUUCAAAUCGUCAGACUUACUUCUGGAUUUUGCCAUUAGUAUGGCAGUAUUCGAUUGCUAUAACUCACAAGUAAUAAAAGAAGUAUUUAGCGAAAAUUUCCUGUCAGCAAAAAUGUUCAAAAAUAAAUCGCAGACGCGUUGGAAUUUAUUACUGUUGUAUCAAAGCAUACAGACACUCUGUUCUACCUCAGUCGGACAAUCUCCACCUGAAUAUCUACUGCAAAUUGCCAUAAGUUACAAUACACCAUCUGUCAAAAAAUCCUCUUUGUUACCUGCUUUACAAAAAGCUAUGGGUGGCUCACAAUUUGUUACAUCUAAUCUAAGGACUAGGCUCGGGCAUUAUAUCGAUCACGUUCUGAUAAUGGGAAAAGAUGGAUACCCAGUUGCGUUGAAUUCGCUACAAGAGGCACAAGAAUACAAACCUGUAACGUACAUAGAAGAACUUCCACUUCCUCCUGAAAGCCAACUCAUCAUGGUGCUCAGUUUGCCUGACCAUGCAUACAGUAUUAAUACUCAUCGCCUAAAAGGACCUUGGAGAUUGCUGCUUAAAACUUUAAAAAAACAUACAGGACACAUGAUUAUUCCCAUAAGUUCACUAAUGUGGGAUAAUCUUAUAGAUCACCAGAAAAUUCCCUAUCUUGUGCAAGCUGUUAGCCUAAAGUGCGACAAAGUAUCGACAUCAACAAACAUUUGAUAAGUAGCGUGACUUUCUAUUAUCAUGUAAUUCUUAUAAAUAACAGAAUCAAAAUAAACUGACGCUAUUAUUGAAUGUAGGUUUCAAAAACUUUGAACUGUUUUCAGAAAUGUAAACGAGAUAAUGAAUUUUUGUCUGCUCGUAAUGAAAGAUUUUAGUUUACUUUUGCUACGUCUAACUGGUUUGCAACAGAAUGAAUUUUCAUCGGAUUUUUAGAGAAUGUAAUAAAAAUCUUUAUGAAUAACAAA
Messenger RNA from Diprion similis, 2374 nucleotides. RefSeq lists its product as uncharacterized. The coding region runs from base 210 to 2126 and encodes 638 amino acids. The transcript is spliced from 5 exons. The record is from RefSeq and is a predicted model, not a curated record. NCBI's taxonomy places the organism in Eukaryota, Metazoa, Arthropoda, Insecta, Hymenoptera, Diprionidae.